GUGAAAUCACAUGGAACAUGGUACCUACAGCCGAUAAAAUUUCUGACCGAAACCCCAAGCAGAAGUACACUGACGCAGACUUCGAUGGGAUCGAACGUGUCCAAGAUAGCUUACUUUCUGUCGGAAUUAAUGAGCCUUAUGCUGAAGGCCCUAGUGAUAAAACUGACAGAGAAAGAGGAGCUGUUACUUCUGAUAAACAAACAAGGGGAUGUUGUAGAAGAUAUUUGGAAUGGCUGACAGAGUCAUUACAUCCAGUCAACUUAUGCCCUGUACUAAUAUGGCCACUUAAAAAACUAACAGCUUUAAUUCUUUUACUGCUGUUUUGGGGGGCAACAUAUACUCUAAUUAGAAAUGAGAUAGCACCAGGAGGAAAUAUUUUCACCUUACUGAUGCUUUUCUUAUUAGCUUACAUUGUGGGGCAACUUGUGUCAUUGAUACGGUUGCCUCCUCUACUAGGAAUGCUACUGACAGGCAUAGCAAUUCGCAAUCUUCACCUCUUCAAUUUGUCAGGGGUAUAUAUGGAUGUUGUUUCUUCACUGAGGAAAAUUGCUAUGACUGUCAUUCUCAUCAAAGCUGGUCUUGGUUUGGAUGCUCAAGCCUUGAAACGUCUCAGUUUAGUUGUUAUAAGGCUAGCAUUUAUACCAUGUCUGUUUGAAGCAUCCACUGUUGGUCUGGUUUCUCACUACCUGCUUGACUUUCCAUGGCUUUGGGGUUUUCUACUGGGGUUUGUUCUGGGUGCUGUCUCACCUGCUGUUGUUGUUCCUUCAUUAUUACACCUGCAAGAAAGAGGUUAUGGAGAAGAUAAAGGUGUAGCUACACUGGUUAUUGCAGCUUCUAGUAUUGAUGAUAUAGCUGCUAUCACUGGUUUUGGUGUUAUUUUGGGAUUCAUUUUCUCUGAGGGUAAUGUAACUCAGCAAUUACUUCAGGGUCCACUGGAAGUUAUUCUUGGUUUGGGAUUUGGUAUUGCAUGGGGCGUGGUGUCAAUGUACAUACCCCACAGGAAAGAUCCAUAUGUAGUUUACUAUCGAGCUGCAAUGGUUGCUGGAGGAGGAAUAUUUGCAGUUUUUGGAAGUCAGAUUCUUGGUUAUGAUGGAGCAGGAGCUCUUGCAUGUAUUACAGCUGCAUUUGUAGCAUGUUGUGGUUGGAAGGGUCAAGGCUGGAGUGCAGAAUAUAAUCCAGUUUCCAGUAUAUUUUCAGUCAUAUGGGAAAUAUUUCAACCCAUACUGUUUGGACUUAUUGGCACUGAAAUUCUCAUAAGUCAGCUAGAUGGUGGCACUGUGCUACGUGGAAUGGGAGUUCUUUUUGUAGGCCUUUUGGUUCGUGUAUGUGCUAGCUGCAUCGCAACUCUAGGAGGAGCACUGACCCUGAAGGAGCAGCUUUUUGUUGCCAUAGCGUGGCUACCAAAGGCAACAGUUCAAGCUGCUCUUGGACCUGUAGCUCUAGAUAUAGCAAGAAAAAGAGGAGAUGCUUCAGAAGAUUUAGCAUCAAAGUUGCUAACUGUUGCUGUGCUAUCGAUUUUGUUGACUGCUCCUACUGGAGCUGUUGCUAUUUAUAUAUCUGGGCCAAAACUUUUAAACAGGGUGAAAGCAAAAUAUAGUUCACCUAUUGAAGAAGAAACCAAUAAUGCUGAUGUUCCUCUGCGUGAAAUUGCUGCUAGCUGAUUUUUGUGAGGCCAACAAGUCUUUCAUGUUGGAGCACAACAUAGUAUGUUAAAGGGAAAUGUCUGUAUGAUGUGUUUUAUGUCAGUCUGUAUGUAUGUCACUGUUUUACUAAGUGGUACUUAAACAAAACUGAUUGUUAUUUUUAUUAGAAUUUUCAUACAUUUUCACUUAAACAGUAAGAAAUACUCUUUCUGCAGUUUCUGAAAUGCAAAACAAUAGUACAAAGUUGUGUGUUUUUGCUCAUAUUAUUUUAACUUUUGUGUUUUAUAAAUGUGAUGCAUCAUAAUUAAGACAAUAUAUUCCUGCUGGGAAUAUCUUGAUUUCUGUGAUGCAAAAUACCAAAACUUUCAUUGUUGCUGUAAGCAGGAAAUCAGUAAGUCAUAAUAGUCUGUACUUACCAGUUACUUUUGUAAUAAUUUAUGUUCCUUGUUAAAAAUGUAAGAUUAGGUGCUUGUAACUCAUUGUUUUAUGUAUAUUUUUAUGUUGUACUUCAUAAAAUCAAUGCAAGAAAGUUGAGAGACCAAACAGACUUAAACAAGACUUAAAAAAGAAAUAAUUUUAUCAGAUUAACGUAUUUUAAUAUAAAUUCUUAAUAUACAAAAUAGUACUUAUACUGAGUGUGGAAGUAACAAAGGGAUUAAAUGCUUUGGUAUGUUGGGAUCAUGAAAUAUUGAAAAUUUGAAUUUUUUCAACCUUUAAUUCUUCAUUAUUUAGGGGGACUUUGCUCUGUUGAAGUCACAAACAGUUUUUUGUCAAUCAGUGAAUCAUACUGUUGAAUCUGGUCAGACGGAAUCUUUCACCAUUUCCUCCCAAGAGUUGCAGCUUUGAGAAAGUACCAAUGUAGAAUUGUUCAUUCCCAUGUGACAUAAUGUUGCUGACUUGUGUAAUGUCUCUGUAUGUUAACUGUAUAAUAACUCUACAUUAUGUUAAGUAUAUCAGCUUAAGGUGGAGGUCUAAAUAUGAACAUUAUGAAGCACAAUGCCUAAUUGUGAAAGAAAUUGUGAAAUAACGAACUUCAAUUUCCAAAUAAGGUAAGAAAAUCUAAAAGAGUUGACAGUUCAUUUCUGUAGUUUGAAAACCUUUGUAUGGACUGCAAAACUGGUCUUUUUAUGCUUUUUUGAUGUGAAAAAGUGACUAUCACAAACCUUGCAUGCUCUCUACAUCUCAAAUUUUAUUAGUGUGUAUAUGUUUUCAUGAAUUAGUAUGGUCAUUUUAUAGUGUUUUAAAAUGUUCAUUCCUCAGCUUGGUUGCAAAGGAAGUUUCUAUACGUACCAGAGGAAAUGUGGGAUAUGUGAGUUUGCUAUACAAUGUGAGCGUGCCACCAUUAGUGAAUGAAGUAUUCAUCAGAGGAAGUCAAUCAAUUUCCAACUCUCUUCCACUUGUUAAAUUGUUUUUAGAUGUGUUUUGCCAGUAUCGUUUUGACUUGUGCUGUGAGGUUAAAUAGUUACAAAUCUUAUUCCAUUAAUAUGAAUCCUGUAGCACUCUCAGAAAAUCUCACAGAUCUAACCACUGGAGCAGAAGAAAAAAUGCUACUUAUCGCCUCCCAUUUGUAUGUCCCACAUGACUUAGAUGCUUAUUAGUGGCUCACAGAAUAGUGUUGUAAUUCUCAGGAGCAAAAUCUCUGGUUUAUUGUUAAAAGUUAUGGGAACCAGUCAGUCAAUUCGAAAUAAACACUUUUGAUUUUCACUGGAUCAUCACAGAUAAUGCAGUUUAAUCUCACAAGACCAAAACUACUUUUUGACUGUAGCCUCAUCCAGGGUAUUCCCUCCCUUUACAAAGAUCUGACACCAAAAACUCUCAUUCCUGUGGACAUUGAGUAGAAUCUUCAAAAUGUCUACAGAACUGCUGAUCACCAUCCUCUUAGUUACAAACCUCUUAGGAUACUACCUAUUUCACUAAUUCACAUUGCACAAACAUGUGCUCAACUCCCUCCAAAAUCAAGUCCAGGACAACUCCAAAAAAGUAUUAAACAGCUUUCCAGCCAGUAUCACCACCAUAGUUUGGCUUUUGCCUCAGUUCAGGGAUUCCAAUUGGUGCUGAGAAACUACCUCAAGCCAACUGUGGUAAACUUAGGAAAACUUAGUCGCAUCAGCUUCACAGUGGGACAAAAAUUCCACCAAAAUUGUAGCAGUCUUUCACAAAUGUCACAAUUUACUCCCACUUCCAUGAGGUUUGUAAACAGUGUGUUACAGUGUACCUAACAGACUGCAGAAAUAUGAGUCACAGAUGGUGCUUUGAAGCGGAUUUUUCAGUGAGCAUAAUCACUGAGAGAGAAGAAUUUGGUAAAAGGGGGAGGAUGAGGGAAAGGAGUAAAAAUUGCCUGAUAAGUGAAGAGUGAUGCCAUCACAAAUGCCACUAAAAGUGGAAAAAAAUGAACCUAAGUCAAUUUGGCAGCCUCAGAGAAAUAAGUCCAAAACAUUCCAACUAUAAUUUUUGUUUUAGUAAUUUUGUCAAAUGGAUGCUUUUCUUUAAUUUUGAUUUAUUUCACAGAGGAAGCUGUGUGUUGUUUACUUUUCAGUGAUCUUCUUUUUAAGGGUUUUGGGAAAGGAACAUCUUUAACAUGUAAUGUGUAAUAUAAUGUUUUGUGUUACAUUAUGUGAACUUAAUAUGGAGAGAUAUUGUAAACUUGUGUGUACUUACUUUCCAGAUGUUGAAGUGUUAUCUCAGUAUCUGUUUACAAGCAUUAAGAAAGAUGACAAAUGUUAAUUUUUUAGUUAUUGUUUUAAUAUGAUGCAUUUAUAAUUGUUUAUUUUGAAAUAUCUUUAUGUUUAAAUCACAAAUGAGUUUGUGCCAAUGGUGUGAUUUGUAGACAUAAUUCAAUGUGUAAAACAUAUAUUUGUGGAUAUUGUUUUAUAUUUGUUACUGAAAAAUAAAUGUAGCUUUAUAAUGGCAA
Molecule: messenger RNA, 4554 nt
Organism: Schistocerca cancellata (South American locust)
Lineage: Eukaryota; Metazoa; Arthropoda; Insecta; Orthoptera; Acrididae
Product: sodium/hydrogen exchanger 9B2-like
Exons: 10
Coding region: 18-1661 (547 amino acids)
Biological process (GO): proton transmembrane transport
Cellular component (GO): membrane
Molecular function (GO): antiporter activity
Source: RefSeq, a predicted model, not a curated record